AUAUUGAUGGCGCACUCAGACGUUGUCCCAGCAGAGACGUCUCCCUACGCAAAAUGGACAUAUCCUCCCUUUUCUGGACACUACGACGGAGAAUUUAUCUGGGGUCGUGGCUCUGAAGAUGACAAGUCGAACCUCAUCGCUAUUCUAUCUGCUAUCGAUUGCCUAAUAUCCCAUGGAUUUUCACCCCUCAGAACCGUUAUCAUCUCCAUCGGAUUCGAUGAAGAAGGGGGUGCUGAACAGAGUUACGGAGCUCGAUGUCUUGCGGAACUGCUCCUUGCAAGAUAUGGACAUGACGGUAUUGAGAUGAUAUUCGAUGAAGGCGUUGCGGUCAUUCAAAUACACUUUGGCACCGAGUUUGCAUUACCAGCAACCGCCGAGAAGGGCUAUGUGGACGUCUCUGUCACGGUCAAUGUUCCUGGGGGUCACUCCUCCACGCCCCCUGAUCAUACUGCCAGCAAGUUUGGCUUGCUCGCUCAGGUCAUCGCCAUCAUCGAGGACCAUCCCUUUGCCCCUUAUAUCUCGCGUAGAAACCCGACCUUAACAUAUCUGCAAAGAGCUGCCCGCUUCUCAAAAUCUAUGCCAGAUGAGUUACGCAAAGCCAUACUUGAUGACAAGUCGUCUGAAGAGCUAUUGAAGUAUCUGGAAGCGUCUAGAGAUAGACGAGCCCUUGUUCGGACCACCACCGCUGCUGAUCUCAUUUCUGGUGGCGACAAAGUAAAUUCCCUUCCCGAGACAGCCAAUGUUGUGAUUAACCAUCGCAUUGCGGUUGAAGAUUCGGUCAGAACGGUGAAAGAUCACUACAUCAACUUACUUCAACCAUGGGCAAAAAACCGUAGGUGUCAGUUUGAGGCUUUUGGCCUGUCGGUUAGCGAGCGCCCUAUUCCGCCGGUUUCUAUGAUCGAAGCCAACAACAACGACGAUGACCACACGGGUAAACUAACCUUGAGUGCACACUAUGAACUUGAGGCCUCACCCGUCACAAGUGCCGAUGAUGUGCACUUUGAGUGGAUUUCAACCACACUGAGCCGUGUCUUUGGCCCAGAUCUAAUUGUUGCGCCGGUGCUACUCUCAGGUAACACCGAUACUCGAUACUACUGGGGAUUAUCGAAACACAUAUAUCGCAUGUCCCCAUGGAGGGCUAGUCACGACCCACGAGGAUCGCGAAUGCAUACAGUCGAUGAGCGCAUGCCUGUGAAAGGUCUCCUAGAGAUGGUGCGGUUUUACUACGAGUUAAUCUGUGUGGUGGAUGAGAAGAGAGCGUGAUAUGAUAGGAAGUUGGUGAGAGGAUUCAAAAGAACAAGUUCCAACGUUUCCCUCCAUUGCUGUCAUGGCGCAAAUCUAGUGCCC
Molecule: messenger RNA, 1347 nt
Organism: Exophiala mesophila
Lineage: Eukaryota; Fungi; Ascomycota; Eurotiomycetes; Chaetothyriales; Herpotrichiellaceae
Exons: 6
Coding region: 7-1263 (418 amino acids)
Cellular component (GO): fungal-type vacuole lumen
Molecular function (GO): carboxypeptidase activity
Source: RefSeq, a predicted model, not a curated record